CAGCCCGGCGUUUGUGCGCGCGGCCCCGCCGGCGCCCCCGAGCCCCGCGCCCCCCCAGACUCCGAGGCGUGCUGGCCUUGAGUCACGCGGCUCGCGGCCUCGGUUCGGUGGGUGCCCAGGCUCCGCGCGGCGGCGGCUGGGUGGCUGGCUGCCCCCUAACCCCGCCGGGCUCCCCUGAGCGUCUGGGGCUCCCGCGAAGCGCGGCGAAGUCACGGGCCUGCGACGGUUCGCGGGCCAGUGCGGAGGCAGCCGGGAUUGGGAACCCAUGCCACACUCACCUGCUCAACUGAGGAAUUACCAUGCCAGGUAAAGGGAAACGAGGAAAAAGCCGAAGCAAGUCUCGCGGGAAGAAACAGAAGAAACCGGAAGUGGACAUCCUUAGCCCAGCCGCCAUGCUGAACCUCUACUACAUCGCCCACAACGUUGCCGACUGCCUGCAGCUGCGAGGCUUCCGCUGGCCAGGUGCUCCCAAAUCAAAGAAAGGGAAAAACAAGACUUAAUAGCAUUUCACAGGGAGCAGAACUUGGGGACAAGAAAUUAGGGUAACACAACUACUGCAAGCAAAAUAGACUUUACUGAAGACAAUUUGAGAUGCAAGCUAAGUGUGCUUUUCUGUGGUAGUCAGUGAUAAAGAAAUGCAUUUUACUUCCCAGCUAAAUUCAGCUAGAGUUAGCCAGUUUGCUUUUUCAGAAGUCAAGAGGGAAAAAAGUCUGAGUAAUUCCUACCGAGCAUGGUGGAAUUGAAAGGACUUUAAAAAUUAUUAUAAUUCUAGGUCAGAAUAAACUUUGUUCUCAAAAGGCA
Lutra lutra (Eurasian river otter) is the source of this 801-nucleotide messenger RNA. RefSeq names its product small lysine rich protein 1 (gene SMKR1). Bases 300 to 500 code for a protein of 66 amino acids. NCBI's taxonomy places the organism in Eukaryota, Metazoa, Chordata, Mammalia, Carnivora, Mustelidae. The record is from RefSeq and is a predicted model, not a curated record. The transcript has 3 exons.